Molecule: messenger RNA, 700 nt
Organism: Amyelois transitella
Lineage: Eukaryota; Metazoa; Arthropoda; Insecta; Lepidoptera; Pyralidae
Product: 10 kDa heat shock protein, mitochondrial
Exons: 1
Coding region: 238-549 (103 amino acids)
Cellular component (GO): mitochondrial matrix
Molecular function (GO): protein-folding chaperone binding; ATP binding; protein folding chaperone
Source: RefSeq, a predicted model, not a curated record
AUAAAUGAAAAUUUUUAAGCAAUGGCAACACUGUAAACGCAUGGUGGAAAUUCGAUGAAAAUGAAUUUCUGAUGAAAGAAACGUCAGUCAAGUCAAUCAAACGUGCGUGAAACGAAAGUUCAUUCGCCGGUGUCCGAAGAAGUCCGAAUAUUCUAGAUAAACCGAUAAACUGACUGAAAACCCAGCUUCAACUGUUUUUUAUUGAACAUCUAUUUUGUGAAGAACUAAGUAAUCGAAAUGUCUGGAGCUAUGAAAAGACUUAUUCCCCUUUUGGAUCGCGUCUUGAUCAAAAGAGCAGAAGCUGUAACCAAGACUGCUGGUGGCAUCGUCAUUCCAGAGAAAGCACAGUCGAAGGUAUUGCAUGGAGAAGUAGUUGCUGUAGGACCAGGAUCCAGAAAAGAAAAUGGCGAAUUCAUCCCAGUUCUAGUCAAAGUUGGAGACAAGGUUCUUCUACCAGAAUACGGCGGCACCAAAGUAUCGUUGGACAACGAUGAGAAGGAAUACCAUCUGUUCAGAGAAUCUGACAUUUUGGCCAAGAUCGACAACUGAACAUAACAUUACUGAAUAGUUUUAACUUGGAUGAUUCUGAUUUUAGUUACUAGAAGUUGUAGUGAAUGAACAUGAUGUGAUUGUGUAAUAAUUGGAUGCUGGGGCAUCGCGUUAUCUGUUGCAUUUCUUAUUAUAACAUUGUUAUUUAAAA